UGACGUAGUCCGGCUGGAGCUCGAGGUGUUUAUUGUUCCUUCCCGUCGAGGAGAGAAAAGGGCUGGCUUAGCGGAGGCAAAUAUCACACACUUUACCCUGCGAUUUUCGGUUCAAGGAGCCGUUUUAAAAAGGCCAGAACAGGUUGAUACAGGACCAGUUGGCCAUGGCGUACGCGUACCUCUUCAAAUACAUCAUAAUCGGAGACACGGGUGUGGGGAAAUCAUGCCUAUUAUUACAGUUUACAGAUAAGCGCUUUCAGCCGGUGCACGAUCUCACUAUCGGUGUUGAAUUUGGAGCACGAAUGAUCACUAUAGAUGGCAAACAGAUAAAACUUCAGAUUUGGGAUACGGCCGGGCAGGAGUCUUUUCGCUCCAUCACCAGGUCUUACUACAGAGGUGCAGCCGGGGCUCUACUAGUAUAUGACAUCACAAGAAGGGACACCUUUAAUCACUUGACAACCUGGUUAGAAGAUGCUCGUCAACAUUCCAACUCUAACAUGGUCAUCAUGCUCAUUGGAAAUAAAAGUGAUUUAGAGUCACGGAGAGAAGUGAAGAAAGAGGAAGGAGAGGCCUUCGCCAGAGAACACGGUCUGAUUUUUAUGGAGACCUCUGCAAAGACCGCAUCAAAUGUAGAAGAGGCAUUUAUCAACACAGCCAAGGAGAUAUAUGAAAAGAUUCAGGAAGGAGUCUUUGAUAUAAACAACGAGGCCAACGGUAUUAAGAUCGGACCCCAGCAUGCUGCCACCAACUCUACGAUGGGAGGCAGUCAGGGAGGACAGCAAGCUGGAGGAGGCUGUUGCUGAGCACUACCCUUUACCCUCCAGUCUUCUCCAGCCCCCCUUACGUUUCUACUGGACUGGUCGGGCUGACUAACAUUUUCUUAACCCUUCCACAGCCCAGGCCCCUGAUUCAAAUCGUAUAAUAGGUGGCUGUCCAAAAAAUAUUUAUAAGUCCAGGUCCUCUACAAACCGCCUGACAAACUCCUAAAGCCUGUUUGGGCUACAGCAGACAUUAUAUGGUUGGUAGUAAGGAAAAAGUUAGGAGCUUUGGAAUUAUUAUGGUAGAUAUAUUCAUGUUUGUUUCUCAACAAGUUGGUUUUUUUUCAAUGUUUUGUUUUUGCCCGAUUGACUUCAAUCUGAACUGUAUUAAACACUACAAAGUCAUCUAUAGUAUUUUAAUCGGUUUAUGUGGGUGAAUUCUUUGAAAACUGUGGUGAACCCUGAAGUCAAAAUAAAAGAAAGGAAGUGCUGUACGUAAAAGAAACGGCUAUUAUCAAAGUGAAGAAUUUAAAAGAAGAAAAAAGCAGGACUGUUUUAAAUCUGUAUUUAUCAUUCACAUUCUGUAUAUAAAGUUAUCUUCUCUUGCUUUGGUGUACGUUGACCGAGCUAGAAUUCUGUUCUGAAUUUGCUUAAAUUCUAUACCGUAUGAAUAGAGCUUGAAACUGCAACAGUAUUGCGAUAUUUCCAAAUCUGCUUCGACACCAUUUUAAGGUAAAAUUUUAAUUCAUUUCUUUUAGUUUGGUCCUGCCAUCUGCCUUGACCCAUCAUAUCUGUGCCCCUCAUCCUGCUCUCUGUAUAGAAACUCUGGCUCUAUAUACCUAUUUUAAUGCCAAAUUUGUGUUAACCUGUGUUCUAAAAUCACAGCUCCAGAUAUGGAUCACAUCUCCGGAACACAUCUGCUGUUUGCCUUAAAAUAUUUUGGGACAUCAAAAGAAUAACAUAAUCAUUUCAGUAAUUACAUGCAAUUAUAUAUUGCACAUGAUAACGCUAGACUUACUUAUCCAUUAGACAGACACACAGACACGUACAUGCCUAUACCUAUAUUAUCCAUAAAGGUUAUCACAUAUGCAUGCAUUUGUAUGCAUAUAAGUAUAUAUUUUCCCUCUUUUUCUUCAAUGCAGUCUGCUGUGUAACGUCAGUGCAGAGCCACAUUAAUUUAAGUGUCUGAGUGAUUUUGUAAAGACUUGCUUUCUCUUGGCACUAUGUUGUUAAUAGAUAUGUGGUGGACAUCUUGUCUGUUGUGAAAGGGGUGUGAUAAAGCCAAACCUGGAGUAACUUUGUGACCCUCACCUUUAUUUGCUGUGUUCUCAAAAUGAAAUGCUAUCACGAAAAAAAUAUAAUAAAACCGUCUAAACUCA
Triplophysa dalaica is the source of this 2137-nucleotide messenger RNA. It is a transcript of the gene rab2a, whose product is annotated as RAB2A, member RAS oncogene family. Bases 165 to 803 code for a protein of 212 amino acids. Gene Ontology annotation, cellular component: Golgi apparatus. The transcript is spliced from 8 exons. The record is from RefSeq and is a predicted model, not a curated record. Lineage: Eukaryota; Metazoa; Chordata; Actinopteri; Cypriniformes; Nemacheilidae. Gene Ontology annotation, molecular function: GTPase activity; GTP binding.